CAACAAUACGCGUCAAGUUCCUUCCAGAAGCGCGGAAGUUUGCGGGACUUUCGGACUGUUUUCGGUUUACUCAUUGCUUCGUAAUGCCCAGUGAUUAAAGCUUACUCGCAGCCGACUCGUGUCAAAACAGCACCGCUGUGACUGUCACAUCUGGACUGAAGCCACUCAUGAUGAACCGCAAAAUGGGUCACCGGAGGCAGGGGAGCAUUGACCUUUUAGAAACCAUUGGAAUUGUGAAUGAGAAUGGCAAUGAAAACCUGUCAGUGGUUCCAGUGCAACGUUCUUUGACCUACGAUUAUGUUCUUGUGGCAAAAACCUCAGAUGACGAGAACAGUCACAGCGCGAGAAAACGUAAUGCUUUCAUUCAAGCUUUGAAACAGAAGCAAUUAUCUGUAAAGAAAUAUACAAAUUAUGAUGAAAAGAUGUUUUAUUGCAUCAGAGCAGCAGACUCAAUUUUUGAGACGUACCGGUAUCUCUUAAAAGUGUCCGACGCCUGUAACUGGAGCUGUGAACAGAAGGGAACCGUGCCACAGUCAACCAGGAUUCGUGUGGUUGAUUUCAUUGUGCAUCACACAAGCAUUGACACACAAGGUGUUCCAGAAUAUCUGCCCGAUCUGAUGAAAAAAGAUGUUUUUGAGACGUACUUCUGCUUACACGAGAAAAGGGAGCAGAAAGAACUGAAGAAGAGCUGGGCUCGAUGGUCUGCAACUUUUCGGGGGCAACCCAUAACUAACGUCAGAAACUACCUUGGUGAGAAGGUGGCUCUUUAUUUUCUGUGGUUGGGUUGGUACACAUUUCUCCUGAUUCCUGCUUCUGUAAUCGGGAUCAUCGUGUUCCUGUAUGGCCUGGCCUUCUACAGCACCAGUCCUCUCAUACAGGAGGUGUGCAAUUCUAACAUUACCAUGUGCCCAUUGUGCAAUAAUAAAUGCAAAGUCUGGAAUCUUUCUGACACCUGCAUGUACGCAAAGGUGAGCCUUCUGUUUGACAAUGCAGGAACAGUGGCAUUCGCUAUGUUCAUGGCUGUGUGGGCCACGGUGUUUCUGGAGUUCUGGAAACGCCACAGAUCGUCUUUCGUUUGUGCGUGGAAGGUGUAUGACUGGUGCGAGGAAGAGGAGGAGUUGAUCAUGGAGAUUGUAAACAAUGCAGCUUGUGAACCCAAGAUGCACAGACACUCCUAUCUGCGCUCCACUAUAGUUCUGGCCUUAGUAACACUUAUGUUGCUGAUCAUCAUCGGUUUGACGCACGCCCUGGUUGUGUUUCGAGUCAUCGCUACUGUCCUGCUGGCUGAAAAAAGCCAAUGGCAGCUCAUUGGUGACAAUUCCCAGACAGUGGCUCUGAUGCUCGGGGCUGUGCUACACUACAUCACCAUCACAGUCAUGACUCGGGUGAAUUGUAUGGUAGCCAUGAAGCUGAGUGAAAUAGAGAACAAGCACUCACAUGCUGCCAUCGAAAGGAGCUUCACAGUGAAAAUGUUCAUAUUUCAAUUCUUUACCAUGUUCUCCUCUCUCAUAUACACAGCGUUCUUUUUGGGAAGGAUUAAUGGUCACCCUGGAGGAUAUGUGAAGAUAUCGGGCAUAUGGAGACUAGAAGAAUGUCACCCAAGCGGAUGUCUGACAGACUUGUUCAUUCAGAUGUCUAUUAUCAUGGUACUCAAACAGACCUUCAACAAUAUCUUUGAGUAUUCUGGUCCCUGGUUUAGACGGUGGUUAAACAGAAAGAAGAACCAAAAGCUGUUGAGACGGUGUUUGAAGUGCUAUAAGAAAGAGUGCAUGGAUGCCGUGGAGGCAUCUGAACUAUGUGACAACUGCAAACUCGAGGACCUGCACAGGAACUACAGCCUGAUUCAAACCGACCGCUUCAGCCUCUUUAAUGAGUUCUUGGAAAUGGUGAUCCAGUUCAGUUUCACUACUAUCUUCGUAGCCGCAUUUCCGUUGGCCCCAUUGCUGGCUCUUCUGAACAACAUCAUUGAGAUCCGUCUGGAUGCCAUUAAGAUGGUCAGCCUCGAACGCAGGCUAGUGCCAACAAAGGCCAACGAUAUUGGUGUUUGGACGGAUGUGCUGGAGGCCAUCAGUGCGCUCGCGGUCAUUGCUAAUGGACUGGUCAUUGGUAUAUCCUCUGAUUUCAUCCCCCGUCUGGUUUACCAGUACUACUACGGGCCUUGUGCCAGUGGCAAUCCUGCCGGUGUGGAUUGUAUGGUGGGAUACAUCAACAACACUCUGUCCGUCGCUAAUGUAAGUGACCAGAGAGUCAGCGAAGACUUCAAACCGAAUCAGCUGAUCACCGACAGUGGCGAAAGUGUGACACAUUGCAGGUAUCGAGACUACAGAAGUAGUGAAGACUUCAGUUUAACCAAUCAGUUUUGGGUCAUUCUGGCAUCGCGGCUAGUCUUCAUCAUAUUGUUUGAGCAUGUAGUGGUGAUGUUUAAAUGUGUAACAAGCUGGUUUGUCCCGAACUCCCCCCUGGAUGUGACAAAUGAAAGACUUUUUGACAAACUCACCAGGCUGAAGCAAGAAUUGAGAGAUCAGAGAACACAACAGGACACUUUUUCCAAAUUAAAUGAGAACGGUAACUCAAGGAAACCAUCGAAGCGAAAUAAAUCAAAAAAGCAAAACAGCAUGUGAGCCAACGGUUUAAAAAGCCUCUUCUCUUCUCUCUGGAUUAUUUGUCAGAGAACUAUUUGUUUUUAAUUGUUUAUACAUUAUUAUCUACUAAGAUAUGGAGUUUUUUAUGAUGUGAAAAAUUGCAGAUUAGAGUAUUUGACUGGAUGUAAGCUAAUAUAUAUAACAUAAUUUAAUAUUGUUUCAAGGUUUGGGGCUGCUUGAGAAACAACGUAAUGACCCCCGAAUUUGAAUGUGUAUAUGUGGAAACUAAAGUAUGUUUUUGUUUCACAAAUGGUAUGCAUUUUAAAAAUAUUUUAAUAUGAGAAUGGAGUUGUUACAUUUUAUAAGAUGCAUAUAUAAAAGAAACGUUACAUUCGUAUUUGUCAUGAAUACAAGAUUAAGUUUUGUAACAUUAUUUUUAAAUAAACUCACAGAAACUUGA
Messenger RNA from Danio rerio (zebrafish), 3042 nucleotides. The record is from RefSeq and is a predicted model, not a curated record. NCBI's taxonomy places the organism in Eukaryota, Metazoa, Chordata, Actinopteri, Cypriniformes, Danionidae.